Molecule: messenger RNA, 1920 nt
Organism: Frankliniella occidentalis (western flower thrips)
Lineage: Eukaryota; Metazoa; Arthropoda; Insecta; Thysanoptera; Thripidae
Product: serine/arginine-rich splicing factor 4-like
Exons: 1
Coding region: 87-1415 (442 amino acids)
Molecular function (GO): nucleic acid binding; zinc ion binding
Source: RefSeq, a predicted model, not a curated record
GGAGCCGCGGUGUGUCCCGCCGCUCCAGGAGUCAUUCCCGUGACCGUGCACGGUCCCACUCCAGGUCAAGGUCCAGGAGCCGCGGUAUGUCCCGCCGCUCCAGGAGCCAGUCCCGGGGAGGCGCACGCCGGUCCAACUCCAGGUCUAGGAGCCGCGGUGUGUCCCGCCGCUCCCGGAGUCAGGCGCGUCGCUCCUCAUCUCAUGCUCGGCGUGACCGACGUAGGUCACACUCCAGGAGCCGCUCUCAAUCGCGUGACCGUGCGCAGCGUGGGCGCCGUGACAGGUCGCACCACCGCGACCGCACUCGCUCGCGUUCGCCCACGCCCAUGUCGGCGAUCGCCCUCCUGGCUCAGGCCCUAGGCAACAGAAGCAGCGGCAGCAACCGCCGUCUGCCCCUGUACACAGGCAAGACAGACUACUCCCUCUUCCGUUUCCGGUUUCUGGAGCAUGCGCGCCAGUGCCACUGGUCAGACCGGCGGAAAGGACUUGAGCUGUCUAUGCUCCUUACUGAGGACGCGGAGGCAGUGCUCCGGCACCUGCCCGACAGAAAGCGGACAGACUUCGAGUCGCUCGACUCGGCACUGAAGCUUCGCUUCUUGCCAGAUGUCAACCGUGCUGAUGCUGAAAGGCGCUAUGCUGGCCUCAAGCAAAAGUCGGGACAGUCGCUGCGUAAGUUCGCAGCUGACGUCACCGAUGUUACUAUGGAGGCGCACCCGGGUAUGUCUCAGGGUGCUCUCCAGCAGUUGAUGAUAAAGGCAUUCAUCAAUGGCCUAGCUGAUAGCACAACCAAGCGAUUUGUCCGCAGAAAGAGAGAAAGGUUUGACUCCCUGCGCGACGCCUUGCGUCAGGCAGAGAAAGAGUACGCCGCUGAUGAUCGCGGCGGCUCGCCCAAGCGCGUUCGUCGCGCCAGCACGAGCCCCACGAAUAAGAAAUUGGACGAGCUGGUGAGGUCUGUAAAUACUGGGCACCAGCAGCUGAAUGAGCUGCGGGCUCAGCUUGAGAAAGCAAAGUCAGCCAGUGCCAGCACGUCCUCUUCCGAUCAAAACCGGCCUAAGCGGGACAUGUCCACAGUUUCUUGUUAUUCCUGUGGAGAGAAGGGCCAUUUCAAAUGGCAAUGUCCCGCGAAAAACUCAGGCAGACAGCAGCAGCAGGGGACCGCCGCCCCGGGUGCGUCCCAGGGCGGGCCGAAGGGUGUGUCCCCCGGCCAGGCCCCCUGCGUGGUGUACUACGUACCCACCGCGGCAGCUGUGGCAAAUGGGUUGCCUACCCAACAGGCGCCCGCUCAGGGCAAGCAAGCUGGCAAGGGAAAGGGCAAGGGCCGUGGGGGCCGGGGAGGCAAAAGGGCCAAGCAAGAGACCGAUGCCAAAAUCAAGAAAGAGGAUGAAAAGGACGGCUCGUCUAGUUCAAAAAACUAGACGGUGCCGCGCGUCUCUCGGCCGCCACUAAAGCCUCCCUGAGAACCGCGGCGACACCCACCCCCGACCAGACAGACCUGCCCGUCUCGGUGCCGUCGCCCGUCAUAAAUCUGCUUAUUAACGACACCAAGGCCGAGGCUGUCGUUGACGGCGGGUCGACCAUAACCCUAUUCCGGCAUGGUUUGCUUCCACGCCUGAAAUUAGAGCCAUCUCACAUCAGAAUGCGGCAGGCCGCUCAGCAGGCCGCCCCUCUGCUUGGGCCCGCGGUGGUCAAGCUGACCAUCGCCGGCGUGGUCUUUGAGACCUGGGCUUUUGAGGCCGACAUAGCAGAGGAUGUCAUUCUCGGCCAAAACUUUCUCGUUUUCUACGACGUGAGGCAAAACCCAGGCCAAAACAAGAUUGAAAUGCAUAAGUUGCCGGAGUCCGCUGGGCGCACUGUCCUCGCGGUGCCCUACCGCUUGCAAGACACGCCCAGCGCAGCGCAACCCUUCGCGACGCUGCGCAU